Molecule: messenger RNA, 4028 nt
Organism: Hemicordylus capensis (graceful crag lizard)
Lineage: Eukaryota; Metazoa; Chordata; Lepidosauria; Squamata; Cordylidae
Gene: TNFAIP8L3
Product: TNF alpha induced protein 8 like 3
Exons: 3
Coding region: 174-764 (196 amino acids)
Biological process (GO): regulation of apoptotic process
Cellular component (GO): cytoplasm
Source: RefSeq, a predicted model, not a curated record
CAGCGACGGCGCGGCGGUUGCGCCUCUUGCUGAGCCAGCCGUCCGAGGCUGCUGCUGCUCCUCCUCCGUUUGGGUCGCCAUGGAUUCGGAUUCCGGGGAGCUGAGCGACGGCGAGCUGGCUCCCACGGCGGUCACCAACAGGUAACGAAAGCAGGAGGCUGAUCAGUGACUGGAUGCGGGUGGGUGGCUACCUCCAACUUGGUCCCGAAAGCUUUAGUUCAAAGAGUCUCGCCCUGCAAGCCCAGAAGAAGAUCUUGAGCAAAAUGGCCACCAAAACGGUGGCGAACAUGCUGAUCGAUGACACCAGCAGUGAAAUCUUUGACGAGUUAUACAGAGUGAUGAUCGAGCACCUGAAGAACAAGAAAGAAGCGCACAAGAUCAUGAAGGACUUGAUCAAAGUGGCCAUCAAGAUUGGGAUCCUCUACCGGCACAAUCAGUUCAACGCGGAAGAGCUGGAGAUCAUCGAAAAGUUCCGCAAGAAGUUGAACCAGGCGGCCAUGACGAUCGUCAGUUUUUACGAAGUGGAGUACACCUUCGAUAAAACCGUGCUCUCGGGACUGCUGAACGAGUGCAAAGACCUGGUGCACGAACUGGUAGAGCGGCACCUGACAGCCAGGUCUCACGCGCGGAUCAAUCACGUCUUUGACCAUUUUGCCGAUGUGGAGUUCCUCACCUCCCUCUAUCGCCUCGAGGGGGGAUGCCAACCCCACCUCAAAAAGAUCUGCGAUGGGAUUAACAAACUGCUUGACGAGAAAGUCCUUUGAGAUGUUGCCUUGCUGGAACAUACUACAGGCAGACUUUAUUUAAGGGAUGCAAACAGAGUCGGAAUAGAAACCCAAGAGUGAGCUUCCUUUCUAGGAGGACCCCAAAGCAUCUUGAUUCCAGACCACUUGUUUUGUUUAUUUUUUUAAAAAAGCAAGAAAGCAACAAAGGGUGCUUAAGCCCACAAGUAACCCAGCUUUUUAGGAGAUAGGAUGGCUUGUGAUGCAAGAUUGUUGCCAUGCCGCACUUGGGUUGCGAUGGUUCGAAAAUCAGCCCAGCAGCAGUGUGAACAAAAAAAAGCACCCAUCCUUAUGUUCUAGAAGAUUGGGUCUUGGAACGAUUAGAAAAUGGGGGCUGUCCCAAAUGGCACCAAAAGCAGAACACUAUAGGGGUAGGAUCCAGGCCAAGUUAGUUGUGACUAAGCACCACUAAAAUAAAGAAGGCUAGUUGUGACUAACUUAAGCCCCGUUAGUCGUGACUCUGUCUGCAUCUCACCUGGUGUCUUGGAAUAAGGCUGCAAAAGUAGCGAUGAUAUUGAAGAACAGUUCAAAAACCCUUUAGAGGGUAAGCUGCAGAAACAUUGUAGGACUGUCCCCACGACUAUUAACAGGGUAAGGCAAACAGCCUAUCCGGCUUCAUGAUUUUCAAUCAUGUGCUUUUGAAAAUCUAGGUGGGAGGAGGGAGAGUGAUCCCACUCCUCCCACCUAGGUUUUUGCGAGCCCGUGACCAAAACUUGGAAGCGUGAACAGCUCCCAAAGCUGGGUAAGACGUUUGUCCUACCCAGUUAAUGGCGGGUAAGAUUUAAGUUGGGGAGAAGGCUGCCAUGGAAACCAAAAUUUAAGAGAUCCCAUCAGAAGGCUUGCUGAAUGUGGGCGCCGUUGGCCUUCUUGACUGAAGCAUCAAGGUCUCCAAGAGAUAAAGGUUAGUCCCAGGUUUUUUGGGGGGGGGGCUUCUGGAAGAUGCCCCCAUAGUGGCCCAUGUCAUUGCGCCUUCUUGCCACCAACCUCUUGCUUGCUCAGAGGGCUGGUGAUCUCAGUUACAGAAGCAGCAGUGGGGCAGGAGUUUGCCAUGGCGUGCCAUGCUCAGUGGUGCUGGCCCCGGUGAGAGGGCAAGCCUGCCCUAGAGGCAGUUUCGACACAAGCAAGAACUUGUCGGUUUGCUUGAGUUAAGUGGUUGAAAUGCAUUUGUGCUCCUGGCUCAAAAACGAGAUGCAACCGAUAUGGAAGACAGAAAGCAAAACAAUCCAAGACGGGUCAAAGCAAUAAAGUGAAGUGACUCUCCCCAUUCCCGUGUUUCUCAGCUGAAACGUCCCCCCAAGCCCUCCCCACAGGUUUCCACAUUCUCUACCCCCAUCCUAAGUUUAAAGACUUGGAUAGAAAUCUGCCCAGCUUUAGGCGGCUGUUAGGAUAGAGAUGUAUCCUGUCUCCCGCCUAGUUCCCUUCCCUUUGCACAUCUUAAUCCUUAGCCUGUAGUAUCGUAGCUGCAGGAUGUGCUGGAAGGGACCUGGGGAAGGUCUUCUAAACUAACCUCCUGCUCGAGGGGCAGGCCUGCUGCAGGCGCUGUUUGAUGCCCCCCAAUAAAGGAGAGGCCUCUCUCUGCACGAGGUAGGUUGUUCCACUGUCGAAUAUCCCCAACAGUUAGGAAAUCCCUCCUACGGUCUAGCCUGAAUUUGUUUCCUUGUAUCUUCAGCCCAUGGUUCGGGUCCUACCCUCAAGAGCCACAAAGAAGCAAGUCCACCCUUUCUUCUACAGUCUUUCAGGUAUUAGAAGACAGCUAUCAAACACGUUGGUCUGGAUCUAAUUUCUUUACGUAUGUGUUACUGGAAAGAUGGGGGGAAAGUGACUUUCUAAGUAUAAUUCUUAGGAGAUUCUAAUUCUCUGGAGAGAGAUGUAAUGUAUAUGCAUGCACACACGUAAGUGUGUGUGUGUGUGUAUAUACUGACAGUGUAUACACACACACACGGGUGAAUAAAUGUUGGCUCAGGUUAUCAGCCAGACAAAAUAUUUUGUCAAGCUACGUUGGAUUGCUCAUCAGGGCUUUUUUCACUCAUCAGGCAUUGGUUUUCACUUGUCACAGACUAGUGGAUUUCUGCAGGUGUGUGUGUGUGUACACACACACUCAUUCUCAUGCACACACCUCCCUCUCUCGAGGGAGGGAGGGAGGGUGGAUAGAAUUUUUUUCCUCCUAUCAAGGUCACCCAAUGUCAUUGAUCUGCAGUAGACAGAUGACAGUCAAAAAAGUGCAUACAGAAUUAACUGCCACGUGGUGUGCUAAUGGACACCAGCUCAAAUGGCUUUGAAAAGGGAAACAGACAGGCUAAUGGGGUGCUGGCUAAUCUUUGUUUGCCUCCUUACCUGAGUGGAACCUCCAGCUUCAGAAGCAGUGUACCCCUCAAUGUGAGUUGCUGAGGGGGAAGAGGGAAAUAGAGGGAAGACUGCUUCCCUCAUGCCCAGCUAUGGGCUCCAGUUUGCUGUUCUAAGUAAAUUCUGGGGAAUUCAAAAGUUCACAAGGCGGGCCCCCCGUCCUGCUAGCACUGAUGUGUGAGAUUCUCAGCAAGUCAAAGGAAUGCAUUUGGUGCGUCUCACUUGGUCAAUCGCUUUGUUUCCCACUGGGCUUCAGUGUUGUCGGAUCGUAAAGUGGGUGAUACGACAGCCUACUACAUUGUCAGCCUGGGGGAAUAAUACAAAGUCAUGCUAAAUUACUGAAUCUGGUCAUUCUAAUGUUGCGAGCCGCCCAGAGGAGUAUUGUGCUGAAGGGGCAGGGUCUAAGUGCUUUAAAUAAAGCUCAUACACAAUUCCUUUCAAGAAGCCAGAUUUCCACACGGAGGAAAGGGAAAGCCUGGGGAAGGAAGCACCAGAAGGGGAACUUUCUUUCUAUCUUGCACAUGUUGAUAUUCGGGGUUUGAUUAUUUUAGGUAACAGCCAAAUGUCUUGUCAUUUUUAUUUAUCAGACUUGAGUAGCCUUAAACAAGGAGCAAGUAUCAUGCAUUUCUCUUGCUGGUGUAUGCUGUAUAUUCACCGUCUCCUUUUAUAUUGGUGCGUUAACAUGUAAAGCGAUCCAUUCUACAAUACUGGUAGGGUUUGAGUCGGCCACAAAAUGUGUGUGCGUUGUGCCAUCGUGAAUUUAUGCAUUAAAUAAUUUGUGAUUAACCUGUUUCUUCAGCCUUGGCAUUUUAAUGGCUGCAAUCAUUGUCUCACUGUGCCUACAUUUCAUUUUUUUAAAAAAUGUGUAGCUAUAAUAUAAUAAUAAAGACUGCAUGCACAGAG